UUAAAUUUUCAUUUCAAAUAUUGAUUCUUAUUCCGCUGUCAGACAGUUUAGUUGAACCGCAGCAUUCGCUCCGACGACGUCAGCUGCCGGACUUUAUAAAGAAAAUAAAUUCUUUUUUUUUUGUUUUCCUAGAAUUUAAUUAACCAAAACCACAAACAUGUCCGAUGAUGAGGAAUACACCUCUGAAGAGGAGGAGGUCGUCGAAGAGGUCGUUGAGACGAGAACUACGACCAGGACCGAGACACAAUCUGCCCCAGCCGAAGGAGAGGGUGAUCCAGAAUUCAUUAAACGUCAAGAUCAAAAACGUUCCGAUUUAGAUGAACAACUCAAGGAAUAUAUCGCAGAAUGGCGUAAACAAAGAGCCAAGGAAGAAGAUGAACUUAAAAAGCUUAAAGAGAAACAAGCUAAACGUAAAGUAACAAGAGCUGAAGAAGAAGCUAAAUUGGCUCAACGUAAGAAAGAAGAAGAAGAACGCCGUGUACGUGAAGUUGAAGAAAAGAAACAACGUGAUAUUGAAGAAAAGAGACAACGAUUGGAAGAGGCUGAAAAGAAACGCCAGGCAAUGGUUCAAGCAAUGAAAGAAAAGGACAAAAAGGGACCAAACUUCACUAUUGCCAAGAAGGAGUCCGGUGUACUUGGUUUGUCAUCAGCUGCCAUGGAACGUAACAAGACCAAAGAACAACUUGAAGAAGAAAAGAAAAUCUCAUUAUCUUUCCGUAUUAAACCAUUGAGUAUUGAUGGCUUAGGUGAAAGUUCUCUCCGUGAAAAAGCUAAGGAACUCUGGGAACUUAUUGUCAAAUUAGAAACUGAAAAAUAUGAUUUGGAAGAAAGGCAAAAACGUCAAGACUACGAUUUAAAAGAGUUGAAAGAAAGACAAAAACAACAACUCAGACACAAAGCCCUUAAAAAAGGUCUUGACCCAGAAGCCCUUACCGGUAAAUAUCCUCCUAAAAUCCAAGUUGCAUCAAAAUAUGAACGACGUGUUGAUACCCGCUCAUAUGACGAUAAGAAAAAACUCUUUGAAGGUGGAUUGGAUGAAAUUGCCAAAGAUUACCUUGAAAAAGUUUGGUCAGAAAAGAAGGAUCAAUACUCAAACCGUCAAAAGGCCAAAUUACCAAAAUGGUUCGGCGAACGACCAGGCAAAAAGGCCGGUGAACCAGAAACACCUGAAGGUGAAGAAGAUGUUAAAGCUGAUGAGGACGUUGUUGAAGAUGAAGAUGAGGUAGAAGAAGUCGUUGAAGAAGAAGCUGAAGAAGAAGAAGCAGAAGAAGAGGAAGAAGAGGAAGAAGAAGAAGAAGAAGAGGAGGAAGAAGAAGAAGAAUAAGAAUUUAAAUAUAUAUAUAUAUAUAUAAAAGAAAACAAACAAAAAAAAAAAAGAUUUAUUUAUAUAAAAUUCUUGAAGUCUUUUUUUUUUCUCUCUAACUCUCUUUUUACAAUCUCAAUUUCCUAAAAAUAUAUUAUAAUUUAUUUUAAUAUAUAGAUUUUAUAUAUAUGAAAAUUUUAUUUCCUUUUAUAUUUUUAAAACAAAACAAAAAAAAAUUUUAAGAAAAAUAAAAGAGUUUUAAUUAAAAAAAAAAAUUAAAAAAAAAUGAAACAUACAAAAAUGAAAUAUAAAAUCUUCCUGCGGUAAAAACAAAAACAACAAUAAUAUAUGAAGAAAACAACGACUGCUGCUGACAUUAAAAAAAAAUUAAAAAAUAAAAAUGUUUUUUUUUUUCCAUUUUA
This is a messenger RNA of Condylostylus longicornis, 1725 nucleotides long. RefSeq names its product troponin T, skeletal muscle (gene TpnT). Gene Ontology annotation, cellular component: troponin complex. The record is from RefSeq and is a predicted model, not a curated record. The coding region runs from base 158 to 1324 and encodes 388 amino acids. The transcript is spliced from 10 exons. Gene Ontology annotation, molecular function: tropomyosin binding. Gene Ontology annotation, biological process: regulation of muscle contraction; sarcomere organization; muscle contraction. Lineage: Eukaryota; Metazoa; Arthropoda; Insecta; Diptera; Dolichopodidae.